Molecule: messenger RNA, 6253 nt
Organism: Gigantopelta aegis
Lineage: Eukaryota; Metazoa; Mollusca; Gastropoda; Neomphalida; Peltospiridae
Exons: 6
Coding region: 1109-4156 (1015 amino acids)
Biological process (GO): positive regulation of transcription by RNA polymerase II
Molecular function (GO): RNA polymerase II cis-regulatory region sequence-specific DNA binding; protein binding; DNA-binding transcription activator activity, RNA polymerase II-specific
Source: RefSeq, a predicted model, not a curated record
UCCCAUUUUCCUGUUCUGUCCAAAAAUACAUUUUCUACUGCCAUAGACGUUAAUUAAUAAUUAUUUAUAUCAAAAUGCAAUGUUUAUUUAUAAAUCGUCCGCUGUUAUAUUUUCAAUAUGUUUUUUUUUUUUUUUUUUUUUUUUUUUUUAAACGAGAGACAGAAAAAAAAAGUCGCAGGUUUGACUGUUUAUGUGCGGGCUGUGAAACCGGCGCAUUUAGUGCGGACCUACUGUACACCGGGGAGCCGCGUGAAUGCGCUCUCCUAUAUCGAGCACGCAGUCUUUAUCUAAUCACUCGGAUUGAACUCGAGACGCUGGAAAUUAUUACUUCCGUAGCCGCGGUCCGCGCAGCGCGCAACUGGCCGCCCUUCACAAAGGGCGGACCUUCAAUUGAUUUAACACCGAUCCCCACUGAACGUCCCUCCACGCCACAGCCAAUAACUCCCUGAGGAGAAAGAAGAAAAAAAAUAACGCUGGCCGUUGCGCGACAGCACAGUAAUCAUUCGCGGAACGUGCAGUUUAUUGGGUCCCCACUAAUUAUUCACCAAUCAAUUCUGGAAGUUCAAUCAGAAACGCCGGCAGCCUCUGAAACUCAUUUUUGUUUCGGCAUUUUUCGCUAUCCUAUUUCACCCGCCCUUAGCACGGCUCACGCGCUCCACGCUUUUGAAAGGAAAAGGGAAAAGGAAUUUUGUGAUCGAGAUUGAGCGUUCUCUAUACCAGUUUUAACGUCUCUUCUCUCACUCUCGUUUUCUCUGUCUCUCUCAUUCUCUCUAUCUGUGAGAGAUUUUCUCUCUAGUUACUCGCAGCGGCGCGCGCUUACAGUCGGCGGAGCGAAGUCUCGAGACGAACGGAUCGCCAGAUCUAUUUAGAUUACUCGGAUUACGUCGGCUCACGAACGCCGUGCCGUAAGGGGGCAACCGGGGUAUGAAAGAGAUGGGCGAGAUAAUAGCGGCGACCGCUUUUCCUUUACGACCGCCGUCUAUGGGGCAAUUUAUCAACUGAUAGGAGCGAAGCGCGUCACUUGGCACGACGGGAGGCGAGUGGGCGUGGCCUUUGUCACUAACACGGCCUGUCGGAAGCGGGUUCUGCCGUUACGGGAGAGGGCGAGAUGAGCAGACGAGAAUCGCGUGAGGAGCACGGAGCUAGGACGGACCACCCACGGAACGUCGACUCGCGCGCAGACAUGAUACAAAACGCUGCUACGGAAGUUCCGCCGGUUAACGGGCAGGCCGCCACUUCAAAGGAAGGGACUACUACUGGCGUUACUGGUGUUGUUGUUGUUACUACCACCGCCGCCACUACCACUGCCGCAGUCACUGCGAUGGAUUCGGGGCUAGCGGACGGGUCGCGCCCGGUCAUGGAAGGUACGGAGGAGUUUAUUAAGCCCAUAGUGAAGGAUGGGGAGAUUAUUCUCGAGGUGGAGUGCGGACAGAACAAGGCUCUGCUCUACCUGUCGAAACUGUGCCAGGGGAGUAAAGGACCGUGUAUAUUCUAUCAGGGAUCGUGGCUCACGCCCAACGAAUUCCAGUUCGUGAGUGGCCGUGAGACGGCCAAAGACUGGAAGAGGUCCAUACGACACCACGGUAAGAGUCUGAAGCUGCUGUUGGCUAAAGGAAUACUGACCGUCCACCCGACUGUCUGUGAGUGCGAGGGAUGUCGACACAGCUCAACGACGCCGACGCGAUGUCGAAACGGCGAGAAGAGAAGCCGAAUGUCGUCCUCCACGUCUGAGGUGAAGGGGAAGGGGAGUUCGAGUCCCGUGGAGCACCACGUCAACGGCGCAUUCAAACCCGUGCAGCACGUGAGACCCCAAAUCAGGAUUCCAUCCGGCGGAACCGACAGCCAUGUUGUAGGACAAAAGCAGCAAGAGAAAAUUGGCAGUGCAAUGAGCGAUGGAAAUGCAUCUACUGUUUGUCAGGACUUGAGGCCAGUGGAAAAGACCAGCAGCCUCUCGGACAAGUCUGAUCACCUUCCCGUGGUGAUCAGAGAGAAAACACAGGACAGAGUGCCAGUGCUAAAGGCAAACACCAUGUGUAAAAACGAUACUGCUCCGUUCAAAGUUAAUUCAGUACACCCAGAAAAGACCAGUUUUUCAGACUUAAAACCUGUUUCAGAAUUAGCAGUAGAAACAAAGAAAGACGGAUGUUGUCAACAAACAAAGCACAGACAUUCAUCUUCACAUACUGAUAAGUUAAAACACAAAUCUUCGAAAACGCAGUCUGCAGCAGGAUCUACGGAACAUAAGAAGAUGACAACAACUACAACAACAACAGCAGCAGCAGCAACAGCAGAAACACAACACACAUCGAUACCAUCCUUACAACACGUUCCAGAAGUGAAAUCUGAUCCUUCAACAGAGACAAAACUUUCAGUGGGAACAGAAUGCAAGUCCCAACCGUUAGCACCUCCUACUGUUCAAGGGAAAAGUCACAUCGAAAAAGACUCGCCAUCUUCAUCUGCAUCUAAAGUGGUAAACCAACCGUGUCCGGCUCUUCAACCUGAAUGUGUGAAAGAUGUUCAGUGUAAGAGUAAUGGAGUUCCCAGUAUUCCAGAACCAAGUACAAAACAACAGACAGCUGUAGUACCAGGGUCUCCAGACCAGCCAAAACCGCCGUCAGGAGAUCGACUUGCAGCUCCAGCAAUGGUUCCAUCAGUCGAGCGAGUUAAACCAACACCCAGUGCUAAUGACAAAUGUCAACGUACCAGUGAGAUCACUAUAGCAAAAUCGACCGUCAAGACUGAGCAGCUCCCAUUGAAGGAUGUGUCAAAUGGUCAGCAAGGAAAGGACCACAAAGAUGACAACUCCCAGAAGGAAUUGAAACACACCUGUGGCAAAGAAAAAGGACAAAGUGCUAAACCAUGUGCCAAAGUUGAUAGCGGGACCAAGAGCGAAAGUUCAGACUCUACUAAAGUAAAACUAUCCACCAAGCCUAUUGAAUUGGAUGUUAAGAACAUAAAGCAUGAAGACUCUGGCAGUCGGUCGUCUCACUCGAAGCAUAAACAGACGGACAAGAAACAUUCCACGGACAAAGACUCGCACGUUCAGUCGUCAACGUCGUCGUCGUCGUCGUCAAGUGCUCAUCACAAAUCAUCAUCCUCGUCUCACGUGAGAAGUCCGGACACGGCGGCGACGACGAGGAAGCGUGAAGACUAUCGGCCUUCCCUUCCCAUGUCCGACAACAUGGCCGUGCCACGAAUAGGAAGUGAUGUGCCUCCCAUGAUGCAACAGGAUGCCACCGACGCUGCGUGCAGUGAUUACAUGCGACUUCUGGCUUCAGGACAUGGUCAUCCAAUGUUACCACCCCACAUCGGUGCGUUCGAUCCUCUUUAUGCCCUCAGAUUUCAAGAAUACCCCAUCACUCCAGCAGCUCUCUACCCGCACUCAGGACUGUUGCCUGGCGACCAGAUGCUUUAUCAAAACACUCCUGGCAUGAUGCCAAAUGUUGGUCCACCUUGUUUCGCACCCUCGAUCCAGAUGUACCAACCGAGACUUCCCUACGCCAUCCCCAUGCAGCUGACCGACCCUCUGAAACCUCUCGGCUGUCUUCCAUACCCCAGCGCAGCCGUGUACCCGUGCUCACUGAACGGACUGAAGCGCAAGCAGUACGAAACGGAACAGACGUCAGAGUCCCCUCAAAAACGACUGUGCACGGAAUAUUCCUCCCCAGCGUUCCAGAUGGACGGCAUGUCUCAGAGCUACGCUUUCGGACCGAGUGUAUCGGAGGCUUCUCGCCUGUCCUACGGCGACGAGUACAACCUGCGCAAGUACUGCGAGGACAAGUACCUGUGUAGUGAGACCAGCGACGCACAGGUAUUUUCGCGAUGGAGCGAGCUUGCCGCCAAGACCGGAUACUGCAGGCUCUGCUCGUGCACAAACAGCAGACCAAACGACAUCCGGUUCUGGUCGGUGGAGGACGUCUGCCGCUUUCUGGCGCGACUUGAUGGAUGUGGAAUAUACGCAGAGAAUUUCAUGGAGCAGCGUGUUGACGGGAGAAUUCUUCCUCUGCUUACCACGGAUCAUCUCAUUAAAAACCUGGGAAUGAAGCUAGGACCCGCCGUACUGCUGACAGAGGCGGUCGCCAAGAAGAUACAAGAAGCUGGCAAGCUGCUCACCUGUGAAAGUUGUCGUGGACUCCUCCCUGGACCAGUUGUAUAGCAUCGCUCAUGAAUUUUCAUGAGAACAAAACUUAUUUAUUAAUAAGAGGAGGUUUAUUAGUGACCUCCUCCCUCGACUGGCUGUAUGAAUAUUCACGAGGAUCUCAAGGGUCUGAGAUAAUUCUUUUGGACUCCUCCUUCGACCAGCUGUAUACCAAGGCUUAUGAAUAGUUAUGAGGACAGUACCUAUGUAUUGACUUGGGGAGGUUUUCAGUGUUGUCGCGGACUCGUCCCUGGACCAGCUGUAUGAAUAUUAAAGAGGGUCUUAAGGAUUGCAGUUGUAAUAGACUCUUUUUCUCGACCAGCUAUAUAGCAAAGAUCAUGAAUAUUCAUGAGGACAGUACCUAUAUUUUGACGUGAGGAGGUUUCUAAACGGCUGUGGACUUCCUGGACCACCUCUAAUAGUAAUGCUUGUGAAUAUUCAUGAGGAUAACACGUAUUCAACACCUACGUAUUGGCGUGUGCAGAUUUCCAGAACAUUGUAAUUAACAAUAUUGCUAGAAGAUUUAUUUCCGGAAAAUGUCCAUUGUUAGUUUCUUGACACAAAACUCUGUGAAGACUUGAAUAUAGUUGGUACGGAUUACACGAACAUUGACUAUGAUGAUUUUGUGGACGUUCUGAAAUUCGGUGCAUACUGCUUCAGUUAUGGAAAGUGUUUUCCGUUAACUAUGUACAAACGUUUUCCUGAAGACAUUUGAGUCAGCAAACAUAUGAAUUUCCAACACAUACACCCUCAGUAGAUAUCAAGCUAUCAGGUGUGUGUGUGUGUGCAAACAAAUAUGCUGGUGGUUUAGAUUGUGAGGAGUGUAGUUUUUACGAGGUUCGAGUCGUGUUCUUCAGGAAAAUAUAUUUUAAAAAAAAGAAACUUCACUUUGAGCUGGUGGAUUCGUCCCUCAAACAUGGUCUCCCUGAACGUUAAGCACGUUAAUAUGACACAAACAUGGUCUCCCUGAACUCGCGCCCUGAUAUACAUGGGCAACUCAUGCACGUUAAUAUGACACAUACGUCGACAAUGGGUAUCCAUCGACACUAGGUAUCCAUCGAUACAUAUCGACUGUGUGGCCAUCUAGAUGAGAUAGCGGCCAGUAUGCAUGCAUAAUGAUUUCUCUUCAUUGGAGAUACGUUAAUUUCUUGGAAUGUUAUAGAUAACCAAUUGUCAGUUAUGGUGUCAAGCCCUCUAACAAAUUACGUUCCAGAUAAAUUUACAGAUUAAAAGUAUAUUAGUAUAUUUAAGAACAGUUAACAUUCUUAAUACACAAAUUUGCAUAAUUGUUGGGAGUUUUUUUUAUCUUAAUGACUGCUCCAUUAAUUUAUUUUUGUCUUGCCAGCGAUGGUAAAAAAACACAGCCACGUUUGUUAUAAAUAUAGUUUUAAGUGCUAGAUAACUGCGUGCUAAUAAAUGUUUUUUAAAGACUAGAGUCGAGCUAAAAUUUAGUUUGAGUUUCUUUCUUUUUACACCAAGAAUCUAGGAAACCUAAUACUGUAGUUUUGGACACACAGUUUGAGUUUCUUUCUUUUUACACCUAGAAUCUAGGAAAACAGACUAGUUUUUCAAAUUUUAUGAGCAUGAUCACUAGGGCCAGGAACACGUGUCCGUCAUCGUGGACGUUUGUGGUGUACGUGCCUUUACGGCAAAGGAAGACUAAAUGUGCGUUAUCAAAAUACGACUUGUAGUAACGUCUUGAAUAGAACGAAUGAGAUAUUCUGUGAAAUCAUUCAAAUUUUAAUUUACAUAGUGUUUAUGGUCUAAGGGACUGUAAAGUCACAUUGCAUUUCCUGUUGGCUGUGAAUAAUCUUGAACGUUUGAACAAUAAAAAUCGCAUGCUGCAGAUCAUUAUUGUAAGUCGCAAGAAACAAAACUACGUACAAAGUUAAUAUUCAUUUGUGUCUAUAUGUUUCAAAGCCAUAAUAACAAUCACAUUUUUCUGUGACAUAGUAUGUUUUGUAAAUAUAUAUUUAUUUUUGAUUCAACCAUCUAUUUCUGUAAACGAUUUGUCAUGUUUGUAUUCACGCAUGAAUAUGCGACUGGUAGUAGAUGUGGAAAGUGUUCAUGUUUAUAAAUUAUUGAACGUGUAAAUAAAAAUGAAUUAUCAAAUAA